UCCAAGAAAAAAAAGUGUCACAACUUGAUUGCACUCACAAAACCUUCUUGCUCAUAUUCAUCAAGACAUCACACUCAUCUUUUUCCCUCUUGGGAUUAAUUUGUUCCUUCCUUUCUGAAAAUGGCCCCUCGAGGAACCCUUGAAGUUACACUUGUCGGUGCUAAGGAUCUUAAAAACAUGGAUACAAUGGGUAUGAUGGAUCCUUAUGUCGUAUUCACCUACAAAGAUCAGGAGAAAAAGAGUCAGGUGGCAAACGGUCAAGGGUCUGAACCAGAUUGGAAUGAAACUUUUCUAUUUACAAUUGCUGGUGCUGAAGAUGAACUCAGAUUGAAGUUAUAUGACGAAGACUCUGGUAGCACUGAUGAUUCUGUGGGUGAAUUAACAAUUCCACUGGAUGCAAUAGUUACCGACAGCGGGUGCGAAGGGAGAAUGCCAGCAACGCCAUACGACGUAAUGAGGAACGACAAAGUCAGAGGAGAAAUUACCAUUGGCCUCUUUUUCAAUCCUGAGCCUGGCAGUGGAGAUCGCGACUAUGGCAGUGGAGAUCGCGACUGUGAUGAAGAAGAAGAAGACGAGUGAAAUGGUGGAAGGAAACAGUCCACAUGCGACUGAUUGUCUGAAGAAUAAUAGUUUUGCUCGAUGCCAGUACCAUAUAUGAUUUUUUUUUUUUUUUUCCCUUUCUUUUUUCCUUUUUGUUGUUCUUGAAGAAUAAUACCAACUUGGAGAUACCAGUGUUCCGUUGCUAAUACUUUGUGAUAAUAAACUUUCAUUUGUUUAUUUGCCAA
Molecule: messenger RNA, 785 nt
Organism: Prunus dulcis (almond)
Lineage: Eukaryota; Viridiplantae; Streptophyta; Magnoliopsida; Rosales; Rosaceae
Product: elicitor-responsive protein 3-like
Exons: 5
Coding region: 121-579 (152 amino acids)
Source: RefSeq, a predicted model, not a curated record